Messenger RNA from Ziziphus jujuba (common jujube), 1127 nucleotides. RefSeq lists its product as uncharacterized. Lineage: Eukaryota; Viridiplantae; Streptophyta; Magnoliopsida; Rosales; Rhamnaceae. The transcript is spliced from 5 exons. Gene Ontology annotation, biological process: DNA replication checkpoint signaling; replication fork processing; DNA damage response. Gene Ontology annotation, cellular component: nucleus; replication fork protection complex. The record is from RefSeq and is a predicted model, not a curated record. Gene Ontology annotation, molecular function: DNA binding; zinc ion binding. The coding region runs from base 102 to 971 and encodes 289 amino acids.
AAAUAAAUAAAUAAAAACCGAAAAAUAAAAUCCCUAAAUGAAUAAAUUCCUAAAAAUCCAGAUUUCCCCGAAACACAGCAAUUCCGGUAAAACCAGAAAAAAUGGCAGCGCCGACGGGUUGCUACAAGUGCGGAAGACCAGGUCACUGGUCACGUGACUGCCCAUCCUCCGCUCCGAAUCCAAUCCCCAAUUCCUCCGCUUCUACUGCUUCUGCUACUCCUUCUUUCAACAACGUCGGAGGCGGCGGUGGUGGCGGUGGCGCUCCCAAUUCCUCUUCCAAAACCUUUUCUGUAAACCGAUCUUCCGAGAAACCCAAGAAGGUGGUGGCUCCUAGGACCAGGCCGAAGCUCACCCCUGGUCUUCUUCUUUCCGACGAUGGCCUCGGCUAUGUCCUUCGUCACUUCCCUCGCUCCUUCAAGUAUCGCGGCCGCGGUCACGAGGUUAGAGAUUUGGGGAAUCUAAUUGGGAUGUAUAGUGAAUGGCACUCUCGUUUGCUACCUUAUUAUUCAUUUGAUCAGUUUGUACACAAGGUGGAACAAGUUGCUGCUACAAAACGUGUCAAGUUGUGUCUUAGAGAACUAAGGGAAAGAGUUGCUAGCGGAGGUGAUCCAACAAAGUUGCACGAACCACCGGUUGAACCUGGCAGUACCCAGGAUAAACAAGACAUGAACUCCGAGGGACUAGGCAAUGAUCAGGGAGUUUCCCCUUCAAAGAACAACGAUGCUGAAAAUAUACAGGCAGACAUGCUUGAGGACAUUUUUGAGAAAGCCAUUGAAGAACCUUCACAAACUUUGCAGAGUGACACAGUCCCUGCAGAAGAAUUACCAAACCAAGCUUCAAACGAUAAAAAUAGUGGCUCCAGCUCCAGUGAAAGUCAGAUCACAGAAGAACAGAAAGCUCGAAUGGAAGCUAACAGAUUGAAGGCACUGGAGAAAGCUGCGGCUCGGGCUCGCUCAUUGCAGGUGUCUUGAUUUAAUUCUUCGUUUUUUUUUUUUUUUUUUUUUUUUUUGGCUUCCAAACUUGUUACCUAUCUUCUGCAAAAUCAACAAUUACAACUUGUUGAAACUUUAUUAAACUUUUAUUAUUUCAAUCCAGAGAAUCUAUUUAAAAGGUCAAAUAUGUGCAUA